CACAGAUUAUAGAUACCCUGCUCGGCUCUCGGCUUUCUCCGUCCAUAUAUCCAUCCCACUGGAGAAGAGAUAAAGACCCCUUGAACAUGGGUUCAUUCCCCCCACCCACUGCAAGCUCGUCAAGAGUGACCCUUGAUAGCCAUCCCAACGACCGUCAGCCCCUUCUUUCGUCCUCUUUAUCCUCUCAUUCAGCCCAUCAACACGUCGUCUCACAUUAUCGCUCUAUAUCUCCAGCGUCAAACCCAGAUCCGAAUCCAAGUGCGAUCAGAGAUAUGGUAUCCACAAUGCUAGGGUUCGCCCCUCAGGAUGUUCCCGAGUCUUCUGUCAAGGAUAUAGCUGUCAUCGAUCCCACCGCAUCAGUGUAUGUCGACCCUCAAACAGGAGCGCUGAUCGAGGAGAAAAGUAAAGCAGAGAGAUGGUUCGUCGCGAGACUUGACGCGGUGUUGCUCCUUUUCGUUUGUAUUUCCCAGGUUAUCAAGUACCUCGACCAGCAGAAUAUAUCUGCUGCAUACGUAUCUGGUAUGAAAGAAGAACUGAGCCUUUACGGAAACCAAUACAACUAUUUCACCACUUACUUCAACGUCGGCUACGCCAUCUUUCUGAUCCCUUCCCAAAUCAUCAUCACCCGCGUUCGCCCCUCGUUAUGGUUACCAGCUCUCGAAGCUUGCUGGGGUGUUUUGACAAUCGCGACGUACAAGGUGACAAACUAUAAGCAAGUUUAUGCACUCCGCGCUUUCACAGGAGCCUUUGAAGCAUCAUGCUACCCCGGUGCAAUCAUGCUCCUCAUGUCUUGGUAUACUCCUCGAGAACUAGCACUUCGGAUUGGUUUCUACCAUAGUUGUCAAUCCAUCGGCAGCAUGUUAGCAGGCGCAUUGCAAGCUGCGAUAUACAAUAGCAUGGAUGGGCGGAAUGGCAUUAGUGGGUGGCGUUGGAUGUUUAUUAUCGACGGAAUUGUCACUCUCCUCGUAAGCUUUGCAGGGCUCAUACUGAUCCCCGAUUUCCCUUCGAAACCAAAUCCCUGGUCAUUCUAUCUCCGCCCAUCCCAUAUCUCCAUUGCCCGCUCUCGGGCCGCCCAAUUCCAUCGUGCCGAUAACAAGAAAUUCACGUUCUCAUCUGUGAAGAAAGCCGUGACAGGGCCGCUGUUUUACUGCUUUGUGGUACUUUAUGUGGCUACUGUCCUGGGCCAGGGGGGAUAUAAUUAUUUCAAUCUCUGGCUCAAAAGUCUCACAAACCCAGAUGGUACACCCCGAUGGUCCGUAGCGCAGAUCAAUGCAAUCCCUAUCGGAGGUAGCGCCAUUGCCGUGGCAAUGAUCUGGGUAUGGGGCUUCAUCUCCGACUAUUUCCAAACCCGCUGGAUACCUGUCAUCAUCCAAGCUGGUAUCGGUCUCAUCCCAGGGAUUAUCAUGAGUAUCUGGAACGUGUCGGAUAAUGCCAAGUACUUUAGCUACUUUACAUGCUACCUUUCCCUCGCUACGGCUCCUCCCAUCUUCGCGUGGCUUUCUGACCUGAACCCAUUCGACGCCGAACAACGCGCAUUUACACUUGGUUUUGCGAUUGCGUUUUAUUACGCUUGUGGGGCGUGGUCCGGGCCGCUCAUUUGGCCGGCGUCGGAGGCACCUCACUAUCGUCAUGGAUGGCAAGUCACAAUUGCAAUGUGGUGUUUGGUAAUCAUCAUGGCUUGUUCCCUGAGAAUAGUAGAGCUCAAAUUCAUUCGACCGCAGAACGUUCGAAAGGCGGUGGACGCUGAGAAUGCAGAGAGAAUCAGGCAAGAGGAAGAAGAUGAAGAUGAUAAGAAAGACACUACGGUGGGAAGGAUCAUCUCUGUUGUUAGCCGUGCGUGAGCAUGAACUGGAGCUUCAGUAAAAAUUUUAACGUUGUUACGAUGGGUAUAACCUUGUUGGAGAAUGUUUCGUAAGAUUUGAAUCAAAGUUGUCAUAAUAUAACAAAGGUCUAUAGUUGUUCAAUAUGAAUUAGGG
This is a messenger RNA of Cryptococcus deneoformans JEC21, 1976 nucleotides long. RefSeq lists its product as hypothetical. Gene Ontology annotation, molecular function: transmembrane transporter activity. The record is from RefSeq and is a predicted model, not a curated record. Gene Ontology annotation, cellular component: membrane. Bases 87 to 1841 code for a protein of 584 amino acids. NCBI's taxonomy places the organism in Eukaryota, Fungi, Basidiomycota, Tremellomycetes, Tremellales, Cryptococcaceae. Gene Ontology annotation, biological process: transmembrane transport. The transcript has 15 exons.